AUGUGUAAACAUAUUCUGAAUGCCCAAGUGUCGAUACGAUCACCCUGCUGUCGGAAAUGGUUCGACUGUGCAGAGUGUCAUGCCGAGCAGGAAGAUCAUCCUCUCAUGCAGAGUUUCGACAUGAGGCUGAGAUGCCCGUACCCGAACACAUCCCAACCCAACCCAGAAGCUGAGAUGAACCCGAACCCGAAACCAAACCCAGCCCAACCCAGCCAUGGACUUGGACAUGGUUAUGGGUAUGGAUAUGGAUAUGGACCUGCAGAACCAAAGUCCCAGCAGCCAGACAUCUAUGAGAGGGCCAAGGCGAGGGCGAGGGUUCAAGCAACCAUGUUGAAGUUUGAACCGCGGCUGGCGCAGACGUUCAUCUGCAAAAAGUGCAGAAAGGCAUUCCGGAAGAACACGAAGGAUUGGGACGAGAGUGACGAGUACUGCCCCAACUGCGACAAUCACUUCGUCAUCGAGGCCGCAACGCCCAAGGCCGCCUUGAAGGUGGAGAGCGAUGAUGUCCGCGUGGAUGCCCGGUAA
Molecule: messenger RNA, 525 nt
Organism: Capronia epimyces CBS 606.96
Lineage: Eukaryota; Fungi; Ascomycota; Eurotiomycetes; Chaetothyriales; Herpotrichiellaceae
Exons: 6
Coding region: 1-525 (174 amino acids)
Biological process (GO): protein import into mitochondrial intermembrane space
Cellular component (GO): mitochondrial intermembrane space
Molecular function (GO): zinc ion binding
Source: RefSeq, a predicted model, not a curated record